AUGAGCUGGGCAGAUGAUAGAGUGGAAGAUAGGGUGGAAGAUGGGGUGGAAGAUAGGGUGGAAGAUAGGGUGGAAGAUAGGGUGGAAGAUAGGGUGGAAGAUAGGGUGGAAGAUAGGGUGGAAGAUGGGGUGGAAGAUAGGGUGGAAGAUAGGGUGGAAGAUAGGGUGGAAGAUAGGGUGGAAGAUAGGGUGGAAGAUAGGGUGGAAGAUGGGGUGGAAGAUAGGGUGGAAGAUAGGGUGGAAGAUAGGGUGGAAGAUAGGGUGGAAGAUAGGGUGGAAGAUAGGGUGGAAGAUAGGGUGGAAGAUAGGUUGGAAGAUAGGGUGGAAGAUGGGGUGGAAGAUAGGGUGGAAGAUAGGGUGGAAGAUAGGGUGGAAGAUAGGGUGGAAGAUAGGGUGGAAGAUGGGGUGGAAGAUAGGGUGGAAGAUAGGGUGGAAGAUAGGGUGGAAGAUGGGGUGGAAGAUAGGGUGGAAGAUAGGGUGGAAGAUGGGGUGGAAGAUAGGGUGGAAGAUGGGGGGUGGGGGCGGGGCAGAACAUUAUUGUGCAAAGCUCACAGGACAGACACCUUGCAGUGA
Messenger RNA from Biomphalaria glabrata, 573 nucleotides. RefSeq names its product S-antigen protein-like. The transcript has a single exon. The record is from RefSeq and is a predicted model, not a curated record. NCBI's taxonomy places the organism in Eukaryota, Metazoa, Mollusca, Gastropoda, Planorbidae. Bases 1 to 573 code for a protein of 190 amino acids.